Gymnodraco acuticeps is the source of this 4838-nucleotide messenger RNA. It is a transcript of the gene plekhg2, whose product is annotated as pleckstrin homology domain containing, family G (with RhoGef domain) member 2. NCBI's taxonomy places the organism in Eukaryota, Metazoa, Chordata, Actinopteri, Perciformes, Bathydraconidae. The record is from RefSeq and is a predicted model, not a curated record.
GUCGGAGCUGAUUGGUGGAUGCCAUGUUUCCCCCGUCUGUGAAAACUCCACAUCCGAGCCAAACCCCUCUGCUCUCAACAAACCAAAGUGUGACAUUUCCAAAGAAAGAGAUCAGCAGGAUUUACCAGCUGUCCAAUAUAUACAAGACCAGCAGAUCUACACAGGACGCGCUGACGAUACGUUAACCAAACAAGUUCACGAAUCGCCUGCAUACGGAGAGUUAUCCACAGCUGAGCCUUCCCCAGGACCAGCUGGAGAUCAGGCCCAGAAAGAGACACUUUUCCUGGCCGAAGGAGGGUCGGAUAACCUGGGCGUCUCUGGAGGACCAAAGAACGAUGGCAAGCCUGAUUCUUCAUCCAACACCAGGAUGGUUCUGCAAGGUUCUUCGGUGAUCUUUGCAGGAGAGAAACCUCACUACGGUCAGCAUUCGCACGUGACCUUUGACCCCUCACAUGUUUCUGGUCAUAGGGUCACAGAAACCUCAGAGGAUCACCGAGCAGGAGCACCGAGUCCGUGGUCCUCGUUUCAAAACGCAGAAUCUAAUCCUGUCGACCGCCUGCCGACGUUCACCAGCCAGCGACCGCACGACCUCCCCACUGCUGCGGGCCAACAGGCUGCGUCUGACACCAGGGACCCAGACCUGCACGACUCACAGUCCACCUCCAGCCUGCCGUCCUCCAGCCUGCCGUCUUUCAGAGCCUCCUUGGAGACGUGCAACCCGAUGGAGAGACCUUCCCCAGUGUUGCUUCCCUCCGGCCAGGAAAAAGACCUCCCCGCCCCCCCCUCAGCCUUUAGACCCAGCCUCAGGAACCGCUCCCCCUCCCCCGUUGGAUCUCCACCUCCCUCCUCCGUCAGAUCUCCUCCCUGCUCCUCACCCUUCAGGGAAGUUUCAUCUUCUCCGACCCCUGAAGACACCUCUUCUUUCUCCAGAGCUCCUCCCUGUUUCUCGAUGCGAUCUCCCCCUUCUUCUUCUUCUCCUCCUACACCCUCCUCUGCUUUCACUCCCCCUUCUUCAGGGAGGUCUUCAGCUCCUCCUUCCUCCCCUACACCUUCUUCUUCUUUACGCUCUCCCCCAUGCUCCUUGCCAAUCACUACUUCCUCUUCUUCUGUAUUCACCAGAUCCUUAGCUGCCUCCUGUAUAAGCCAGUCCAUCAGUCAGAGUAUCGCAAAAAAUACCCUGCAACAAAUGAACACCGCUAACCAAACCCCCGCCUCCACCUCUUCCUUACCUUCCUCUCAUUUACGCCGGCGCUCCCCUUCCCCGAAACAGCAGGGCUCCGGCAUGCCUGCGUAUGCCCAGUUAGGGUGCACCAAAGACGGGUACCAACAUCCAAGGGGUCCCCUAUCCUCGCUCUGGUCCUCUUCCCCUUCCCCGUCCUUCAUGCAGUCACCCCCUCCCUCUCUUUCCCAACGCUCCCCUUCCCCAUCUAUGACGUCGAACCAUCCUCUGCCUCCUUUGCCUCGUCCCUCAUUCCUUCACUCCAAAACUGACUCAUCACUGAACUCAAACAACAACAACAACGUUAGCUUGUCUGGUUUAAAAACAGCGAUAAGCAAUACCGGCGUUACCCGAGGUGUCAGUAAUGGGGUUUGGUCAGCGAGUCCACAGAAAGCACCGCUAGCUAACGGUAGCGCGAAUGCCGUGGUAAUCCCAAGAACUCCUGAUCCUCAUUGGUCAGCGAGUCCACAGAAAGCACCGCUAGCUAACGGUAGCGCUAAUGCCGUGGUAAUCCCAAGAACUCCUGAUCCUCAUUGGUCAGCGAGUCCACAGAAAGCACCGCUAGCUAACGGUAGCGCUAAUGCCGCGGAAAUACCAAAAUCUCCCGAUCCUCAUUGGUCCGGGUCACACAACCGCGUAGCUCGGCCUUUCUCUGCUUCCGAACCCAGCUCACGAGUUCAGUCCCCGUCUCAAAUCCCCUCCUCCUUUACUAGAAUCUGCUCUCCACCUCUUCAACAUAGUUAUUCCUCCCGCAUGGCGAACAAACCUCCGCACCCUCAGAGUUCACGGCUAGGAGGUGCGAGUUCCCACAACCCACUAGGCCUCACUUUGGAGCUACCUAGAAACUGCUCGGCAAGUUCAUGUCUGAGCCCUCGGAUCCUCUCCCCGCCUCCCAUUGGCGUGUCGUUGAAUGUUUGGGCAAAUGAUGUCGCAGCACCGCAACCUAGAAACCUUAGAUACACCCCUUCCUCUCCUUCUCCUUCCUACACCUCCUCAUUAAGCUCACCAACAACUGGGAAUGCCUCUUACCCUACUUCCUCUUUCCCAAUGAUGCGUAGUUCCAGAGCUUCGUCCCCUUCUGCACCUCCUGGAAACUCCCAAACCGUUCGUAGAUCUUUCUCCUCAAACCUGGCCGAUAGACCACCAAGCCCGAGCCAAAGUAACCCCAGCGUCCAGCGCCGAUCCUGGGCAGACGGCAGCCGGAGGAGCUUUGCUUUUAGCGGCAGUAACCGAGGGUCUUUUGAGCAGCACGAGUCCUGUCCAACCAGUCCGAGGAGUGGGUGGUCUUCGUACGGCAGCUCCCCGUCCUGCCUCAGCCCUCGAGCAGGGAUACAUUCCCCGCUCUCACCCGGCGGGCUUUGCCCAGGGAAGGGAACCCAGCAUUUCACCAGCGUUCCCUGGCCAGACGUACGAGAGCUUUCCAGCAAAUACAAUAUCGCCGAUGUCCUGGAUGAAAGCGCUUCUUCCACCAUCAUUGCCACCUCUCCUUCUUCUCUCUCAGAGUGGGGAGACCCAGAGCUCGAUGAAGGAAGUUGUCGCAGCCAGCUGAUUUGCGCAUACGUUGCACGACCAUCCUGUGAACAAAACACACUCUCCUCCCGAGGCGUUACCUCCCCUGUACCCUACCAGAACCACAACUACCAAUCCCAAACACCUCCUAUUCCCUCCAUCCCUUUGUCUGCAAGCCCAUCCCCGCUACCCUUUGCCCAUUCAUCGCCUACCAAGAACCAGAAAACCAGUUACGCCACCACGGUCAACCUCCAGAUCGCUGGAAGCGGUCGGAUAACUUCCUUCAGCACCGCCCAGGUUAGCCUGACCCAAACCCUGCAGGGUGGAGCUUUACCCGGAGGACAGGUGGAGGGCAUGUCAAGAAGAGUAAGCAUCAACGGACUCUCGCAUCUUCCUUCGCCUCUUCCUCAGAACUGUAACCGGCAAUGAAUGGAAGAGAGAAGGCUCUUCUUUCCUGGCCCUACAAAACCACAUGGUCCAAAAGUAGAGGAAAUUGAAAGAUCAAGGCAUUAGCAGAAAUGUGCACUUGUGAAUUUAUUGCAGAGACAAACAGUAAGCGACAGAAGUGGUUGAGUAACUGCUGGUUUCAGUGGACAAGACCUUCAGAGAUAUUCCCGUCUCCAGGAGUCCAACAAAGCAUGGGGUAGUUUAACUUGGAAUAAGUUCACAAAUGAGGGACGUGAUGAAUGUCGUCAACCAUAUUGAGUAGCGAGAUGGGAUUACAAUGCAGACUGAAAAUUGGAUCUCUGUGCAAAUAUGUUGCCAUGUAUGGAAAGGAAUCCCUUGGUUGUGAUCUUGCUGGAUGAACUCUCGAAACCUUGAAUGUCCACAACUCGAUGUGAUGAGGUAAUCUAAAAAUUGGAUUACACUCUGGAAACAACAUGCAUUGUUCAGUUCACUUUAUGAACUCUGUGAUCUCUUUCUGUGUCUGAGAUCACUUUAUUUGACACACUUUAAUAACAGCAAGUUAAAGGAAUAACUUUGAGCAUUUAUUAAGCUGGAGUUCAUCCAUUUGUGCUAAUCCUGCAAACUCAGAGGCGUUGAAGGUUGUCCAACCAGUGCUGUAUGCAAUCACAGUUAUGUAAUGUCUUAUUAUUUUUCUCCUUUUAUAUUCUGUUGAACAUCAUGUGAUGUCGGGCUAUCUGAGGCCAGUGUCUAAGGUUACCUGUGGUUAUUAAUAAUCUAUCUUUUAACCAUUUGUAUUAUUCAUUUUUAAUUUUCUAUUGAUUAUUUAUGAAGUUAGUCUUAUUCUCUUUGGCACUUAUUAUCCUUAAAGUAAUGUCUGUAUUUUGCACAGUGUCCUCAGCCCUUGGGUGCAUGCAUCAAGUGUGUGUGAGUGUGUGUCUGAAAAAUGACGCGUCUGGUAAAUUAUCCGUAAACUUCAGACCAGUCCAAUAUCUGUGUGUUUUAAUGCUAUUUGUUCAUAUAUAGAUGUACUCAGUUGACUUAACACUCCCUCCUGUCGUCAGUGCCCUUCAGAAACCUUACAUGUUCACCUUCAAGGCUUACAAUGAUUCUAGAUAACCAAUUAACUGGAAAAUGCUGCAGGAAUUCUGCAAAAUUAGAGUUUUACUUCAUAUCAAAACACAGUCGACAAGUGUUUUUACAGUGGAUGAUUAAUGCAUAAGGCUUAGAGUGUUCAAAUAUUGAUGUUUGUCCUUAAAAACAGAUCAGUAACAUCGAUGUUUAGGCUGAUGUGAUGGAUGAACACCAUGUUGUAUUCAGGGUGAAAGAAAAGAUAACCAACACUCUCAUGAGCACAGAUCAGAAAACAUCAGAGUAUUUAAAAGAUAUAUAUAAAUAUAUUUUAUAAAUCCCAAAUUCUUGUAUUUAAUUGGAUGUUUUUUAAUCAAAAAUAAUCAUUUAAAAAUCCCAGAAAUGCAAUGGAUAAAUGUCCCUCUGAACUAGAGGCUGCAAAAUGUCAAAAACCUGAGUUUAAAAUAUGAAAGAUUAUGUAAAUAAAGGUGUGGUUUCUGCAGGGCGCUGGGGACAAACUGGAGAGGACAUAAUGUUUUUGGGGAACUGGUAAAAAGGGAAAUGUAAACUAAAUCUUCAUCCAGCAACUUAUAUUCAGUGAGAUGGAAAUAAAGAGAUGUGGUGCAAAAUCUAA